Messenger RNA from Athalia rosae (coleseed sawfly), 822 nucleotides. It is a transcript of the gene ATPsynO, whose product is annotated as ATP synthase subunit O, mitochondrial. Gene Ontology annotation, molecular function: proton-transporting ATP synthase activity, rotational mechanism. Gene Ontology annotation, biological process: proton motive force-driven mitochondrial ATP synthesis. The record is from RefSeq and is a predicted model, not a curated record. Bases 93 to 719 code for a protein of 208 amino acids. Lineage: Eukaryota; Metazoa; Arthropoda; Insecta; Hymenoptera; Athaliidae. The transcript has 4 exons.
GAUCGAGCUGUCGAGGUUUCUCUUGAAAGUCGAUAUCUAUUGCAUAACAGAUCUCUACUAACUUCAAUUCAGACUCGUCUCAGAUCUUUACAAUGGCGGCCAGCAGGAUUAAUAUUAUUGCGAGGUCGCUUUCCUCUGCUGCUGGCGGUGGAAUGGUGAAGCCUCCAGUGCAAGUGUUUGGACUUGAUGGACGCUAUGCUACCGCCCUAUACUCUGCCGCCUCAAAGCAAAAAUCUUUGGAUAUUGUGGAAAAAGACCUGAUCAAAUUUCAGGGUUUGCUCAAGACAGACGUAAGGCUCGCUGAGUUUGUUAAAGACCCAACAGUGAAACGAAAAUUGAAAGUCGAUGCUUUAAAAUCUGUCGGAGCCAAGGCCAGCCUGAAUGUAGCAACUACCAACCUGCUAGCUCUACUCGCAGAGAAUGGACGUCUCAAAAAUGUUAACGGAGUUAUCAAUUCUUUCAAAAUCAUAAUGGCAGCAGACCGAGGAGAAGUAGUGUGUGAAGUAAUCACUGCCAAGCCGUUGGAUGCAGAGACCAAGGGCAAAUUGGAAACCACCCUCAAAGCAUUCCUUAAAAAAGGAGAGACCAUUCUGCUUACUACGAAAACUGAUCCAUCCAUCAUUGGAGGCAUGGUUGUUUCAAUUGGAGACAAAUAUGUCGAUCUAAGCGUUGCCAGUAAGGUGAAGAAAUAUUCAGAAAUUAUUAAGACCGCAGUUUAAUCAUCCUUCAACCCAUGGAGGGCUGUAAACCUUCCCUUCAAGUGUAGUUACAUACGAAUAUGUUGUACAUUGUCUCUACUCGUAAUAAAUGAAAAAACCUAAA